AUGGCUAGUAAAAGGUCGCACGUCUUCCGGGUGACCGGCCUGUCGAGGGAACUACUCGAUGAGGACCUCAAGACCGCAUUACACGAGGCGCUCAACGACAACUUCGCGGACGACGAGAGAUCGCAUAUCAAAGCUGAGAUCACGAUCGUGCCUUCAUGCUAUGAAAGUGACACAGAGAGGGCGGCUCUGGUGCAGUUCCGCGGUGGGGUGCCUCAGUUCCUCCGUGAGCUAAGAGUUGACCCGCUUGGAGACUGGCAGGUUGAGAUGGGAGACGAUGAUAUCAACUUUGACUGCCACUUCUUUGGAUUUACCCAGCUCUACGCGCCAGACGAGAAUGAGCCUGUGGUUGCCGAUAUUAUUGCCAUUGCCGGACUGGAUGGACAUGCUUACGGAUCAUGGCAAGGAAGAAGAAAUCUUGGUCGGAUGUGGCUCCGGGACUUCUUGUCGAAGGAUCUUCCGCAGUGUCGCACCAUGAUCUACGGAUACAACUCCAAGCUGUCGAGCCACGGAGUCGAUACGAUCCUCGAUUACGGGCGGGAGCUGAUGGAGGAGAUCAAGAAAAUUCGGAACACAAAGGAGCUCCAGCAGAGACCUUUGAUAUUCAUCGCACACAGCUUUGGGGGUCUUAUCUUGGCUCACUGCCUAGUAAAGGCCAUCCAGACCAUGGAAGAAGACCACCUGGCGAUCAGAUCGCUGCAUCGAGCCACGUACGGCAUGAUCCUCUUUGCCAUCCCACAUAAAGGAUUGGUGAUGGACGAUAUCCAGCAGAUGCUAGCCGGGGAUCACAGCCAUCCGCGAGGGCAGUUGCUGCAGCAGAUUUCUAGUAAAUCCGACUUACUGAUCCACCAGCUAGCGGAUUUCAAGAACUUGAUUAGAGAUCGAAGAGUGGUUAGUUUCUAUGAGACAGAGCAGACGAGGCGGUUGGUCUUGGACUCGGAAAGCGGACGUUGGAAACGCACUGGAGAUUUUAUGACGACGGUUGGCGCAGACUCGGCUCUCCUGCAGCUCCCCGAUCAUGUAGAGGACAAGGUGCCGCUGCACGCAGACCACUCAAUGGUGGUCAAAUUCGACACGCGCAACGCGGCCGGAUAUCGAACGGCGCUCGAUAAGCUACGGCAGUUCUCAAAAGAGGCGCCAUCGGUGGUGGCAGCUCGGUUCACGCAGACGCCUCAAACGCCCCAACCGCGCUCCACAGUACCUUUUAAGAAAGACCCGAUGUUUGUGGGCCGUGAGGCUGUCAUCAGCGCCAUCAAGGAAAGACACAAGGCGAUCGGUCAGCGACAUGAGCGGGUGGCGUUGGUGGGCUUGGCCGGCGUUGGAAAAACCCAGACAGCCAUCGAGUAUUCCUAUCUUGUGCGAGAAUCCACACCGGACAUGUGGGUGUUUUGGAUCCACGCCAGCAAUGCGGCGCGGCUGGAACAAGGCUAUCAGCAGAUUGCCGCAGUUGCGGAGAUUCCGGGACGGGACGACCCGAAGAUGAACAUCCUCCAGCUCGUGUAUCAGUGGUUGUGUGAUGCACGCAAUGGGCGCUGGCUGAUAGUGUUGGAUAAUGCGGAUGACGAUGGUAUCUUUUUCCGUGACAAUAUAUCCGAUGAACGAGGGCCACUGGGGAGGUUCCUGCCCCAGGCCGCCCACGGGUCGGUCUUGAUCACAUCGCGAAAUGGGCUUGCGGCACGGAAUCUGGUGGGGAACGACGGUCAUGUGAUCAAGAUUCAGCCAAUGAAUGAGGCAGAAUCUCUCGCCUUGUUACGGGCAAGGAUUCCGGCACCCCAGCCUGAAGAGUCUGGAGAGGACCAGAAGGCACUAGUGCAAGCACUAGAAUACAUUCCGUUAGCCAUCACCCAGGCGGGGUCUUAUAUUGCGAAUCGAUCAUCUCGGGUCACGGUCUCCCGGUACCUUCAGUUGUUCCGUGAGAGCGAGUCGAACCAGACACAUCUUCUUCAGCAUGAGGACGCCAAAGACCUCCGGCGGGACCCUAGUAUUCGGUAUGCGGUCAUUACGACAUGGCAGCUAUCCUUCGAGCAAAUCCGCCACGAGCGGCCAGCGGCGACGGACCUACUUGCGUUAAUGAGCAUGUUUGAUCGACAGGGGAUCCUAGAAGGCCUUGUCCGUGCGGAUGGUGAUGGGCUCCAAUUUGAAGAUGCAGUGGCACCGCUGAUCAGUUAUUCUCUUAUUCGGGUUGAACUUGAAACGGGGUCAUUUGAUAUGCACCGACUUGUACAGUUAUCGGUCCGGACGUGGCUAGCGAUCCACCUCGAGCUGGCACAGUGGCAAGAAAAGUCGCGAGCCAUCAUGGCCGAGAUGUUUCCCUAUGGGGAGUACGAGAGCUGGAAUGAAUGUCAGAGGCUGCUUCCGCAUGCGAAAGAGGUAAUGAGGUCGAUAUCUGAUGGGCAUGAAGAAGAUCGACUGCAUAUGGCUACGAUUUCCAUCAACUGCGGAUGGUAUUUAUUGCUUCGAGGGACAUAUGAAGAGGCGGAAAAAAUGCAUCGACGGGCGUUGGAAGCACGAGAGAAGGUGCUUGGACGCGAGCAUCCCUCCACGCUCACCAGUGUCAAUAACCUUGGCUCAGUGCUUGACGGGCAAGGGAAAUAUGAAGAGGCGGAAGCGAUGCAUCGACGGGCGUUGGAAGGAUAUGAAGAGGUGCUUGGACACGAGCAUCCUGACACGCUCACCAGUGUCA
This is a messenger RNA of Penicillium olsonii, 2680 nucleotides long. The record is from the annotation of a GenBank genome assembly. NCBI's taxonomy places the organism in Eukaryota, Fungi, Ascomycota, Eurotiomycetes, Eurotiales, Aspergillaceae.